Exophiala xenobiotica is the source of this 540-nucleotide messenger RNA. RefSeq lists its product as uncharacterized. The transcript has 2 exons. Gene Ontology annotation, cellular component: plasma membrane. NCBI's taxonomy places the organism in Eukaryota, Fungi, Ascomycota, Eurotiomycetes, Chaetothyriales, Herpotrichiellaceae. The record is from RefSeq and is a predicted model, not a curated record. The coding region runs from base 1 to 540 and encodes 179 amino acids. Gene Ontology annotation, biological process: nucleobase transport; transmembrane transport. Gene Ontology annotation, molecular function: nucleobase transmembrane transporter activity.
AUGGCCGACGGCUCCGGCUUCUUGACCCUCCUGGGCAGCUACAAUAUCUUCAUCUCGCCGAUCUGUGGCAUCAUCAUGGUCGACUAUUUCGUCGUCAGGCGCGGCAACAUCCACACGCCUUCGCUUUUCAACCCGGCCCUGGGGUCUUUGUACUACUACACUAAAGGCUGGAACCUCAAAGCGCUGGCAUGCUGGGUCUCUGCUGCAAUUUUCGGCGUUCCGGGCCUGAUCGGAGCAUACCAUCCGACAUGGGUCGCUGAAGCCGCCAUACACAUGUACCAAACGGGAUGGGUGAUAUGUUUUGCGGUGGCUGUCGCCUUUUACUUCACGGCCAAUCUCGUGAUGCCGGCCAAGGUGUUCCCCAUGGGCCACGAGGGUGCUUCGAAAGGGUUUGAAACCCUCGCAGAGACGGAAGGGUAUUUUGAUGGUGAGAUGCUCAUUGAAUCGGGUGUGACCACCGGCCAGGAGCCUGAAGACCGAGCGUCGGAAGGAAUGAGCGCCGUUUCUGUGAGGGAUAUUGUGGGCAGUGAGAAGGUUUGA